UGCUAGGGAGAUAGUGGCAGGGAUUGAGUGCUGUCGGGUGGUGCUGGUGCAUGAUCCAUCACAAAUCCAUGGAGGGGGCAAUGGGCAUUUGGCAGUGGGAGUGGGAGUGCACUGCAUGGACUAGUAAGUUUAAAUUCAGCGAGGCCAAUUACUAAGAUCGAGAUCGAUCAAGCAAGCUCAGGAGGCAGGAUAGGAUAAUUAAUGGAGCCCGGCCUUGCAGCAGCAUGGUCAUGGUCAUGGAUGCUGCUGCUGCUGCUGGCGCUCCUACUCCUUGCCUUGUCCUGCUCAUGGUGGAAGAGGCUACCCCAAUUAGCAGCAGAGGCGGCGGCGGCGGCUCCUCUUCCUCCUCCAGCUGCAGGUCCAGGAGCAGGAGGAGGAUCAUGGUUGAUGAGGUGGGUGUGGCAGUGGCGGGAGACGGCGGCCUUCCUGGCGGCGCACGGCAGCGGGCGGGGCUUCUACCACUUCGUCCACGCGCGCUACCUCCGCCACGGGCCCUGCUUCCGCACCGCGCUCUUGGGCCGCGUCCACGUCUUCCUCCCCGCCUCCGCCCCGGCCGCCUACCAGCUCCUCGCCGCGGAGCCGUCCCACUUCGCCAAGCGCUACGCCCGCACCGCCGCCGAGCUGCUCGGCGCCCACAGCAUCCUCUGCUGCUCCCACGUGGAGCACCGCCUCGCGCGGCGCGCCGUGGCCACGCUCUUCUCCAUGCCAUCCACCGCAGCCUUCACCGCGACCUUCGACCGGCUGGCGAGCGACGUGAUCGUGGGGCAGUGGAGGCCGAGGAAUGGAGACGACACAGCAACGGUGCAGGUGGUGGCGCUGGACGCCGCUCUGGAGAUAAGCUACGGGGCCAUCUGCGAGAUGCUGGUGGGGAAGAAGAAUAGGCUGGAGCGGGUGCGGGGCGAGGUGUUCGCGGUGACGCAGGCCAUGCUGGCGCUGCCGCUGCGGUGGGUGCCUGGGUCGCGGUUCCGCAGGGGGCUGGAGGCGAGGAAGCGCAUCAUGGCGGCGCUGAGGGAGGAGAUGGCGGCGAGACAGCAUGAGCAUGAUCAGCAUGGUGGGGACUUGCUGAGCGUGCUGAUGCAGAGGAGGAGGCAGAGGCAUCAUCAUCCGGACGCCCUGACGACGGAGGAGCAGAUUCUGGACAACAUUCUGACGCUGAUCAUCGCCGGGCAGGUUACGACGGCCACCGCCAUCACCUGGAUGCUCAAGUAUUUGAGCGACAACCGCCAUAUCCAGGACAAGCUACGAGCAGAGGCAGUUGGGGUGGAGCUCAAAAACAACCAGGCUGGUCUUGUUACGAUGCAAGACCUAAACGGCAUGGAGUACGCCUACAAGGCAGUCAAAGAAUCCUUGAGGAUGGCCACCAUUGUUUCUUGGUUUCCCAGACUAGCGCUCGACGACUGCCACCUUGCAGGCUUUCAGAUUAGAAAGGAUUGGAUUGUAAAUAUUGACGCCAGGUCUCUCCACUACGACCCAGCGGUUUUCGACAACCCAACCGUCUUUGAUCCUUCUAGGUUCAACGAAGAGGGAUCAGAUGAUGAGACAGUGAAGAAGAAGAAGAAGAAGAAGGGGCCAUCGGCAGCACAACAGAGGCGGCUGUUAGUGUUUGGAGCAGGCAGCAGGACAUGCCUGGGGAUGAACCUCGCUAAGAUCAUGAUGCUCGUCUUCCUCUACCGCCUUCUCACCAAUUUCAGAUGGGAGAUGGCAGACGACGACACAAGUCUUGAGAAAUGGGCAAUGUUCCCCAGGUUAAAGAACGGAUGCCCAAUUCGGCUCACACCGAUCAACUCCUCCAGUCAGAUCCCCCGGGAAAGUUGAACAAGAGAUCGAUGGGAGUAGCUAGUUCUGAUGCCUCAAUCAGAUUAAUUAGAAGAUGCAUUCUAUGCUGCUACAGCUUCAUUCAAACAAGAAGAUAUCAUAUGAUCAGGGCUGUUUAAUUAGUUAUGAGUGCUGUUAAUUAUAUUCAGGAAUAAAAAUGUAUAAUCGUACCACUUAAUUAAUUGAUAUGCUAGCGAGUGAAUUCGGAGGAAGGAAGGACAUUUAUUUAUAAAUAUCAGAACUAUAUAUACGAAGGAAUAAUAUCUAACAUGGUGAUGUGUGGAUCAACUGACACACUGCUUGUUUAUUACUUAGUAUAUUUGUAUAAAUAU
Oryza brachyantha (malo sina) is the source of this 2147-nucleotide messenger RNA. RefSeq names its product cytochrome P450 85A1-like. Gene Ontology annotation, biological process: brassinosteroid biosynthetic process; brassinosteroid homeostasis; sterol metabolic process. Lineage: Eukaryota; Viridiplantae; Streptophyta; Magnoliopsida; Poales; Poaceae. The coding region runs from base 202 to 1815 and encodes 537 amino acids. The record is from RefSeq and is a predicted model, not a curated record. The transcript has 5 exons. Gene Ontology annotation, molecular function: iron ion binding; heme binding; oxidoreductase activity, acting on paired donors, with incorporation or reduction of molecular oxygen.